This is a messenger RNA of Aspergillus luchuensis, 711 nucleotides long. RefSeq lists its product as uncharacterized. The record is from RefSeq and is a predicted model, not a curated record. Gene Ontology annotation, molecular function: transmembrane transporter activity. Bases 1 to 711 code for a protein of 236 amino acids. Gene Ontology annotation, biological process: transmembrane transport. The transcript has 2 exons. NCBI's taxonomy places the organism in Eukaryota, Fungi, Ascomycota, Eurotiomycetes, Eurotiales, Aspergillaceae.
AUGAACCGCGCUUUCAUGGGUGCCGCGUUAGGAUUCUUUACAACGGGUCUACCCUUGACUGUCUGUGUCCUCAAUCUUCCACAAAGAUUUCAAACCGUCAACGGAAGCUCACCGAUUGGAGCGGGCGUCAAGCUAUUGGCAUUUGCGCUGAGCUGUCCUAUUGGUAUCAUGGCCUGUUCAUUCUUGGCUGGCCGUCUCAGAGUGCCGUUCAGUUACAUCGCGUUAUUUGGUAUUAUCUUUCAGGCUAUAGGGUUGUUUCUUUUCUCGGGAAUCGCGUCUACCACGGAGCUUUGGACGGGCCAAUUCGGAUAUCUGGCACUGGGUGGGCUGGGUGUAGGUCUAUCUAUGGCUACAUUCACCAUGAUCGCGCCACUUGUGGUGAAUGAAAAGGAUCAGUCGAUCGCCUUGGGAAUUGGACUGCAGCUUCGAAUGCUUGGUGGUGUUUUGGGCGUGGCAGCGUCAGCUGCUAUUCUCAAUCAUUAUCUCCAAAGCCGGCUCUCAUCCAUCCUCCCACCUGAAGAGCUGAGCGCCCUUUUAGAAACAACCGAAGCAAUUCUUACAUUUCCACCAGAGAUCCAGAUUAGUGUCCGCGAGGUUUUCGCAAUGGCUUACAGCGCACAGAUCAAGCUUUCGGCGGCAUUUUCUGUCGCCCAAUUGUUGGCCCUUGCGAUGAUCUGGAGAAGACCGAAUAUCAGAUAUCUCAAGGAGUGA